AUGCAAAAUCAAAAUGUUACAAAUGAGAAGACAGCUGAAGGAAAUAAUCUAACAUCGACAACGAUUGGACAACAACAAUUAAUUCAUCCACUUUUAAUGCCUUCUUUAAAUGUCUCUUCACAAAAGAUUUCGGCUAUGUUAGCUGCAUUAACUCCAUCAUCCACUGUACAUACUUCAACAUCACCAGUGAAUACUAUGGCAAUGCAUCAAUCGGUAUCAACUUCUCUUGCAACAUCGAACAACAAUAUAAUGAACUCACGAACGAUCAAUUCAACUGCAAAUAUACGUUCAAAUGGAUCCAGUUUUGGAUGGGGAAAUCGAGAACGUAAAAUGGAAGAAAAUUGGCGUAUGCAAAAUCGAAAUAUUUAA
Molecule: messenger RNA, 369 nt
Organism: Rotaria sp. Silwood2
Lineage: Eukaryota; Metazoa; Rotifera; Eurotatoria; Philodinida; Philodinidae
Source: the annotation of a GenBank genome assembly